AUGUUCCGAGAAGACCAGUCACCAGAUCCCAAGGAAGUAGCAGCCAUUGAGGCUAGAAGAAAUCGAGAAAAGGAGCGACAAGCCCGAUUCUUCAAUGUGCGGACCCGAGUCAUAGGGGUGGAUGUUGAAGCCCUGAACCGCCAGGUGGAGGAACGAAAGCUUCGAGAGGCAACAGAGCAGAGCAAGGAGGCAGCCUAUGCUACCAGCCAGAUGCAAUAUGAUCUGGUAUCCCAGAUGCUAGAGAAGAAGCAGGCAGAAAGGACACGUCGGCUGGCCAAGAACGUCCUGGAGUCUUGCGAGCAGAAACAGCAGCUCAAGAACAAGCACGACUUUGACAUUUGGGAUCCAGACAAAGUCUGGAAUGAGUUUCCAACCCAUCAAAGCAACAAUGAUAACCGCUAUGGCCUGGGCACCCUUCAGUGCUUCUCUGGGGAGGAGCUGGAGAAGUCUCCACGCAAAAGAAUGGAGCAGGAGCAGCUUAGGUCCAGCCUAGACAAGCAGCUGCAGGAGCAACAGCAAGCCAAGAAUGACCAAAAGUAUACAGAUAUGCUCAAUGAAGAGCUGCGUCUAGCCAUGGACACGCGGGCCACCCAGCUCGCCAAGCUAGAGGAGUCCUGUCGCAUGGCCAUGAUGUCUGCAAUGGCCAAUGCCAACAAAGCCCAGGCAGCUGAGGUGGCUGAGCGGCAGCGUCAUGAGCAUCAGUACCAACAGGAGGCCAACCUCACAGAAAUCCAGAACCAGAUCAAUAGUGACCUACUGACUGAGAACCCCCAGGCUGCUCGACGCCUUAGGUGUCCCCAUCGGGUCCUGUCCUAUUGCUGGAAGGGCAUGAAUCCACAACAGCGAGCUGCCAUCUGCAAAGACCAGGAGGAGCAGCGCCAUGAAAAGGAGGUACAACGCCAGGCAGAAAAAGCUCUGGACACGGAAUGGGAAAACCAGGCCAUAUGCUCCGCCCAGGCAGCAAUGGAGCUAGAAGAGCAAGAAAGGGAGCUGUGUGCUGAAUUUCGUAGGGGCUUGGGCUCCUUCAACCAGCAGCUGGCUAAAGAGCAAAAAGCACAGCAGAAUUACCUGAACGCAAUAAUCUACACCAACCGGCCUACUGCCCAGUACUAUCUGCAGUUCAACAGCAGCAGCCGCUGA
Condylura cristata (star-nosed mole) is the source of this 1140-nucleotide messenger RNA. RefSeq names its product RIB43A domain with coiled-coils 1 (gene RIBC1). The record is from RefSeq and is a predicted model, not a curated record. Bases 1 to 1140 code for a protein of 379 amino acids. The transcript has 6 exons. Lineage: Eukaryota; Metazoa; Chordata; Mammalia; Eulipotyphla; Talpidae.